CACUUAAUCAUUGACAACCUUUUUGAGUCCAACGAUGCAUGAGAACCAUAAAAAUCAAACGAUAAUAUAAACAUGAUAUCGUGUUUUGAAUCAGGUUUAAAUAUGUCUGAUAUUUGGAUCAACAAAAACAAAGAUGAAUUAGUUUAUAUUAACGUCUGAUAUUUGAAUUUCUGUUAUUCAGACAAAACGCACGUGCGCUGUUCUCAAAGUAUAUCUACAUGCGUAUGUUAUCAGUAACUAUAAACACGUGACCUAAAUAUAGUUUUAAUAUUUGAAAUAUGAAAAUAGCAGUUUUAGGGGCCACAGGACCUUCUGGGAUUCAGGUUAUAAAGGAGGCAUUGGAAAGGGAACAUGAGAUUACAGCAAUUGUUCGUAAUCCGGAUAAACUAACAGAAAAUCAUGAAAAUCUGAAGGUCGUUAAGGCAAACAUUUUUGACGCGGAGUCUCUGGUACCACACCUGACAGGACAAGAUGCGGUAUUAUCGUGUCUUGGAUGUACCCCAAGCUGGUUAAGCCUGUGGACUGUAACAUUCUAUAUGGACUCGGUUAAACCUGUCGUAACCGCUCUGAGACGAGCGAAUGUGAAUAGAUUCAUUUUCAUGUCGUCAUGGUACACAAAGAAUAACAGCGGUGAACCCUUCUUCAUGAAAUGGAUCAUCAAGCCCCUAUUUUUGGGACAGUCUUUGAAGAAUAUGGGAGAAAUGGAGGACUACCUAGAAAUUGAGUGUCCAGAUAUAGAUUAUACGUCCGUCCGUGCUCCACAGCUGUCCCAUUCUGCGACAACGGGUACGCCAGUGAAGUAUAACGAAGGACAGCAUGUGUCACCUGUUUCAGGUUUUAUCAUUAGCAGACGUGACGUCGCCAAGUUCAUGCUGGACGCAGCCGAAAGCGGCAACUUCAGACGGAAAUGCAUGGCAAUAGGUUCUGGGUAAUGAAGGCAAAACAGCUCGUGUUCACAGAAAAAAAGAAAACAUUUUGUCAUAAGAAGACGUGCAGACGACAAUGAGAGGAAACAUGUGGAAUUACGUUCAUUAUGUCAAUGAAUUAAAUAUCUUAAUUCUAUGUCUGAACUGUGCCAAAGAUACACGCAAUAUAGUGUAAAUUGAAAUACGGGAUAAUCCAUUUCUUCCAUCACAUUAUUUUUCAUGUCAUAAGUUGCUAUAUCAAGUCUUAGUCUAUCCAUUUUAAGAUCAACUUUAAACUUUUAUAGUAUACAUUACAAUCUACGGAUUACAGUGAAACAUGUCUGUAAAAGUGACAUAUUGGGGAACCAGAAAGUGUUCUUUAAUCAUCGGACAGGAGGGUUUAACUUGGAAAGACAGGAUGUCUGUGGUCCAUAGCACAGAUAACAAGUAAUCGUUUAAAUGAGUAGAAAAAGAGUAACCAUUUUGUCCAAUGGAAGCAUGUGCUGGAAGAAAUGUAUAUCAUAAACAGGCUGAAGUUAGCUAAAGCCAGCAUAAAGUGAACGUCAAGACCCUACCUUAUCAGUUUUAUUUUUGCAGAGUAUCUAACCUGUGGAUAAAGACUGCCCGCAAAUAACGACAAUGUUUGGCUCUCCCAACAGUGCAUGUUCUUUAUUUACAAGUUUGAUUCAUUAUAUACAAACAUUUAUGUUUACAAACGCUUGUGAUAGUUUACACAAUAGUUGCAUGUGAUAUUUUCUAAAACUGUAGAAUUGCAUUUUUUCUGACCUUUAAAUAAGUGACAUUAUCUGAAGG
Messenger RNA from Mercenaria mercenaria, 1718 nucleotides. RefSeq names its product flavin reductase (NADPH)-like. The coding region runs from base 279 to 932 and encodes 217 amino acids. Lineage: Eukaryota; Metazoa; Mollusca; Bivalvia; Venerida; Veneridae. The transcript is spliced from 4 exons. The record is from RefSeq and is a predicted model, not a curated record.